Molecule: messenger RNA, 1830 nt
Organism: Racocetra fulgida
Lineage: Eukaryota; Fungi; Glomeromycota; Glomeromycetes; Diversisporales; Gigasporaceae
Source: the annotation of a GenBank genome assembly
AUGAAUAAUUCAAACAUCUCCGGAAUUGAUACUUUAGAAGACGACGACCAAUCAUCAUCAUCUCCAAUUUCCGAUUUCGAAAUUAUUAGUAACUGCGAAGAUGAUAUAAUAAGUAUUUCAUCUAGCCAUGAAAAUUAUGAUGAAUCGGCUGAUGAACUACCCAAUGAAGAAUCAGAUUCUGAUGAUGAAAAUCCGAUCGAAUUGUUAAAUGACUCGGAUUUUUUGUAUUCUGAUAGUGAUGAUAACCAAACAAUAUAUGAUGGCGACAAUCUUGGGAGUUCUAGAAGAUCGGCUUCCUCAGAACAAAAAAGAUCUUCGGAUUUUCUUUCAGAUUCAAAUUCUAUUGAUAAUGUUCAAGUAUCUGGUAUAUGUGAGUCUCACGACUCUAAUAGUUGGUGUAGCAAGUGCCGCCCGAAUUGGCAUCCUUACGUAAAUUUUAAUGAUACUUUGAAAAUCAAAAACUCAUCGAUUAGUAAAUUCUUGAUUAAUAGCAACGAGAGAUCUCAUUGUUCAAGUUGUACUCCCAUUUGGAUUGAUUUUAAAUGUGGAUUUAAUCCAGUUAUGACUAGUGAAGGCCUUAUUUUUGCGAAUCCAACUUUCUUGAACCCUGGUUCUAGAUCUCAUUCGGGAAUGAAAAUGAAUGUGGUAGCAUUAAAAAAUAUUGGCUUACCUAAUAAUUAUGAUGAAACUUAUUUCUCUGAUUGUAAAUCAUGUAUAUACAAAUCAGGUCAUGUUCUUCCAUACCUUGGUGUCACUUUUCAUCCUGAAAACCUUAGAUAUAUGGUCGUGAUGCCAUUCUUACCAAAUCGCAAUCUUAGAGAAUAUUUGAAACAUCCGGAUAAUUUUAAAUCUUUCAUUUGGUCGCGCAGGCUUAGCAUGUUACACACUAUUGCAAUUGAGUUGGCAAAUCUGCAUAACCUAGGAAUAAUCCAUAAGAACUUGCAUCCAAAUAAUAUCUUGAUUGGCAAGGAUAUCGAAGAUCCAAUUAUUUCUGAUGUUGAUUUAAUGCCUCAAUUACCUUGUGUUAAUUCGUCUGAUGAAUACGUUGUCCAUGGUGUCCUUCCAUAUAUUGAUCCAAAAGGAAAACGUCCUCUUAUUCCAGAUCAUGUUCCAUCUUUUUAUGCUGAAUUGAUUAGGAUGUGCUGGGAUGCAUUUCCAGAAAAUCGUCCUGAUAUGAGAGAAGUUGCUGGUAUUUUCAAUUAUUGGAGAAACAAACUAGUUGUUUCUGGUUCUAAUUAUGGUAAUUACAACACAAAUGAGCAUAAUACUAUAUACAAAGAAAUUCAGAAAGCUGAUGAGUUUCAGCUACAAAAUGAUUUUUCUUCUAUAAUUAGAUUUAGUAAACUUCAUAUUGAUGCCAAAUAUUCUAGUUGUUCUUAUAAUUUUAAGUUUCCUAAAGAGUUGGUUCUAGGAAAUUCACCUUCUCAUAAACAAUCAAGUCUAUCGGCUCCUAUUAGGCGACACGUAAUUCCCGAUACUGGUCCCUUAAUUACUCCAAUCCCUGAUUCAGGAUAUGAUAGGAAUGGCAAUGUUGAAGUCGCUUUAAAAAGGUUAAAAGAUUCGCAAAAUAUUGGUCCUAGUUUUUUCCAAGAGUUGAUUGCGCAUCUUAACUGUGAAUCGAAUUGUUUUGUUCUCCCUUUGCGAUGUCGUUCAACGGAUGUAAUUUAUCACGAUGAAAGAAAUGAUUCAAUGUAUACAGGAGGAUUUAGACACAAAAGUAGAGAGGCUAUUUAUGAAAGUAGAUGUUUCAAAGUUACACAACUUUUGAGAGAUAUUGAAAAAAUGUCGACAAAUGAAGAUCUAGAACUAGACCAAGAGCAAACUGCAGUA